Molecule: messenger RNA, 5311 nt
Organism: Plodia interpunctella (Indianmeal moth)
Lineage: Eukaryota; Metazoa; Arthropoda; Insecta; Lepidoptera; Pyralidae
Gene: phtf
Product: phtf
Exons: 16
Coding region: 224-2773 (849 amino acids)
Cellular component (GO): endoplasmic reticulum
Source: RefSeq, a predicted model, not a curated record
CUUGUCUCAUCAGUACAUCAGUCAGUUCAGUAUAGAUUUUUAUUCCACUUCGUUUGAAGACAAAAUAAAACAAUUUCCGAUUUAACUAAAAUAUAUUUGAUUUCAUUUAAAAGCCAGUGUUUUGAAAUGAAGGAAGAUUUACUACUCAGUGACCAGCAUUGAAAUCUUCUGUACAAAUGCUUUCAAAGAUUCUCCAUGUAACAUUGCAAAUCAUCUGUCCACUAUGCAGCAACUAGCAGCAUGGUACCAGAAAAAGAUCAGUUCUUACGACAAGGAAGAAUGGGAGACCAUGGUCGAGCAGUUGUUGAUGCGGGGCACUUACAGGCGCCGCAUCGUAGACUUCUCGAACCAUGCUCGCUCCUACCUCAUCGAUGUCGACUUGGUCAGAGGCUCAUCAUUUCCUAAAGCGAAGCCGACGCUGGGCAUGCGGCGCGUGGUGUGGUACGCGCUGGUGCGGCUGGUAUUCCUGCCGGGGCUCUACCAGUGGUGGGCGCAGCAGACUUCGCCCGCUUGCGCCAAGUUUUUGUUAGCGUUAUGGCUGAUGCAGGUGCUCAAUAUCUCCCUCUACUUCAUGACGCCGUUGGACAUAGAUGUCAACUGCUGGCUAGUUCCCAUGGGUCUGAUGUUGGUGCUGAGCGUGGUGCACUCGCAGAUAGUGAGCACUACGGAGAUGGAGCUGGCGAGAGUCCGGCCUCGCUCCACGUUUCGCAGGAAGUUGCCGCGUUAUUUCAGACGAACGCGAUCAGAUUGUGAAGGCGGAAGCGGCGGCGGGUCGGGCGAAAGCGGUGCUACAUCUAGUCAAAGCAAAGCUCCUACUUCUAAAUCAUCCAAGUUCAGGCGACGGCAAUCUCGAUCUGAUAUACCUGAAAGUGGACUUAGGAAACGUAAGAAAGAAUUAACAAAAGAAAAUUUAAUUAAAAACUUGGAAGCUCCUAAAAAUAAGCCCGUGAUCAAAACGAAAGUUAAAGAUUCAGACGAUGAGGAUUAUAUGGCCUGGAAGAAACCAGAUGCUACAGCUCCUAUAGUGACGUUCACACCUCCCCCUGACGACGCCACGCCUGGCUCCUCGCUGGCUUACAAGGCUAAUGUACUGACGAAAAAACAAUUAGACACUUUUAAUGUGAGACAAAAUCAAGUGAACGUAGCUAAAGCUAUAUUACCGGAUGGUGACGACGGGUUUGAAAGUCUCAAUGGUUACAACUCUAAUGGCAGUGAUGCAGACAAAGUCAAAGACGUCGAACAGAAAAAAGAUAUACUGGAAAAAAGUGCCGAAGAUGCUAAGCAAGCAAAGCCAAGUGAAGCUAGUAAUAUUAGUAAAGUAGAUAUGUAUGGUAUACACAAAAAGAAGGAAGAUGAUGAAAAAUCUGUCGAACUAGAAUCGGACGGCGGUGUUCCGACGAGCAGCCCAAAUUCAAGAAAACGGAUUCGAUUCAGGGGCUCCUGGGCCAAGGAUGGUAGGGAAACCAGUGAUGAAGAUUUUACUGCUCUUAAAAAAAAGAAUAAGAAAUUAGACAAUUACCAGUCAUCGUCAUCCGAUGGCGAGUGUUCGGCUUCGGCGCCGUCCAUCGCCUUACCAUCGCAUCAUACCAUGUCCGACUGGGUUGGCCAAACUACCAACAGUGAAGAAAGCAGUUACGAGUCUCAAUCAGAAGGCGGCCAUUCAGACGUCAGUUUUCACUAUGCCGCGGAUAGUUCCUGGGAUCCUUUCGCCUUGUUGGAUCCUUCCAGUGAUACAGUAAAAUGUACGAUGUGGGAGUGCGGCUCGACUCUCCGCGCGGAGCUGUCGGCCGUGGACAUCAGCUGGUAUGUGGUGGCGCGCGCUGAGCGGGCCAUGGCGGCCGGCGGCAGCCUGUGGCCCGCCGCGCUCAUGGCGGCGCUGGUGGCCUGCUUCGCGCCCCUCACCCGUCUGCUGCAGGUAGCGAUAGAACAAGACACAAGAGGUGAUGAGGAUCUACACACUCAAUCGAUAUGCACCUACAUUCCUGCUCUCAUCGUGGACUAUACUCAGAGCUCCAUAAUGAGAAUAUUGAUCGGCAUGUUUGGUGAUAAUUUGUGGGAGAUAUCAAUGAACCUACUAUCACUCCUGCUUCGCUUCGCACUCAGCGGCCUUGUAUUCUUCCUGCUCGCGGUCGCGGAGAGAGCGUUCAAACAACGAUUCUUGUACGCGAAACUAUUCUCACACUUGACGUCUGCCAGGCGAGCCCGGAAAUCUGAACUGCCGCACUUCAGGCUAAACACGGUCAGGAAUAUCAAGACCUGGCUCUCCACGAGGUCGUAUUUACGGCGCCGCGGUCCGCAGCGAUCGGUGGACGUCAUAGUUUCGGCAGCUUUCGUCAUUACGUUAACGUUACUGGCGUGUGUUAGCGCUCAAUUGCUUAGAGAGUCAGUGACAUUGGUACACGGGUGGCUUCUAGAGGCGCUAGUGUGGAGUAUCUGCCUGGGCAUUUGUUUGUUGCGACUGGUAACCCUGGGCAGUAAUGUGAAUCGCAAGUAUCGCGGAUGUCUGUCCGCCAUUUUGACGGAACAGAUCAACCUUCACCUGGCCAUUGAGCAGCGGCCUGAAAGCAAGGAACAACUGACUGUGGCGAACAAUGUCCUCAAGUUAGCGGCUGAUCUCUUGAAGGAAUUGGAUGCGCCAUUCAAGAUAUCGGGAAUAUGUGCCAAUCAUUAUUUAUACACUAUUACAAAGGUGGUAAUUUUGUCCGCGCUCUCGGGCGUCUUGUCCGAAAUGCUAGGCUUCAAACUGAAAUUGCAUAAAAUAAAGAUCAAGUAAUAUAUUUAUUUGUGGAGACCUAUUGCGAAAGCAGCCUAUUAGAUGCGCCGCAGUAAGAAUAUAUUUAUUUCGUUGACGAAUGGAGGGGCAGAAUAGUAUAUGAAUAUUGUGCCAGCUAGCUAGAUAAAACUAUGAUAUAUACCGGUCUCUUGUAGUUUCUUUCGAGAGUAGUAAGUUAAUUAUAUAUCCAUGUGCAAUUUAUUAAAAUUUAUAUUGUAACUGACCAUUUAUGCAGAAUGGCUUUUUAAUAAUAAAAUAUUUUUUAUUCGGAUGACCAAAGAUCCAAAUAAUGUUAGUAACAAACCUACACCUAGGUGUAGGCAGAGGGUAUUGAUAUUAAAGAUUUUUUAUCCAGAUAUAAUCUCUACCAAAUUAUAAUCUCUGAGCUAAGACGAUGUCUGAUAAUAAAAUAGUUUUUUUCCUAUUAAACACAAAUUGAUAUGCAAAUUGGACUUCGAAAAUGUUCUUUGUGGUAUUGUCCAUUCUAUAAACUUAUUGUUACAUUUUGCUUGGUAUUUAAAAAACCAUCCUAUAAAAAAGGUAUAUAAAGCGUGUAAAGACAUGUUGACUGACGUAUGUCUGACAAGUCACAAAUAGGUUGUCAUUGACUGACAAUGACUUAAAAUGAGAUCUGAAUGUAAAUUAUAUACCUAUACAAAUUAUAAUUAUAUAUUAAUAAUAAUAUGAAAUAAAUUUAUGUACUAGUUUUGUAGAUAGAUCUUGCCUUAUUUUUUACUGACUGUUUAUGCUAUGAAUAUUUUAGUAAUUGUUUUGUUAUUCUUAUUUACAUUAAAAGUCGACCGAAAUCCUUCAAUAUUUCAACCAAUCAGAAAUUGAGGUUUAUUAGCUUUUUCCCGCGGUUUCGCCCGCGGUUUCGCCCGCGUUUUUUUAAUUCCCUGUUAUAGUCAUAUGGGGAAAGAAUUUUGAAAAAUAAGUAGACUAUGUUUGAACUGAGGUCGUAAACUACAUGCAUACUAAAUUUCAUCAAAGAAAAUGGACCAUUGUGUUUCAUAACUAUUUGCCUUAUCCUAACCAAAAGUACCUAUUGAUAUUCUCAUGUAACAAAGACAGAUUACAAAGCUCAGUGUGCUAGCUGAUAAGCUUUAAGCAAAAAAUGAAAUUAUACGUUGGAAGUGUUUCUAAUCGAUUGAGCAUAUCUACAUAGCCAAUUAAUUUUAUCUGAUUAAAUCUUUUGAACGUAAUCUACACGGUUUUUUUUCUCUUUGUCAGUGCCGCAUAAUAUAAUUUAUACACGAUUAAUGCAAUAUCGAAAGGAACUUUUGUGCAAGCAAGUCACCAUAUGGUGUGUGUGUGGAAUUUAUAACACUACGCUAAACAGACUAAUUUUGAUCUCAUUGUUUUCGUACACAAUAUUAGGUGACGCCAGAUGCCAAUUCUGGUACAAGAUUUUUUUUAAUGAAUUGGUCUUAAAAUGACAAUUUGCAUUACUGUUGUGUUUAAACUAGAAGAACAAAGUAGACAUGAAUGCAAUCUUAUUUUACAGCGAAUAUUGUAAUGAUUAUUAAUCAAUUUUAUUUUUUAUAUGUAGAGUUAUUACGCAAACAUAGUAGACAAAUUCAACAUUUAAAAUAAUAUAUUUACCUUAUCUAGUAAAUGUUGUUACUAUGUGAUAUUUAAUCCAAUUUACUGUAUUGUAAUAAUGUUCCUAGUAUUAUUAGCAAUAACAUACGGUUUCAUAGUAGUAGUAAAAGUAAUUCUGGCCUUUGUCUAGACAAAAAUAAUGUUAUCUUCUAUCGCACUAUAAAUUACUUUUGAUAUGGAACUUUUUGUGCUUUGACGACCUCGGUGGCGCAGUGGUAAGGUUCUUACCACUGAACCGAGAGGUCCCGGGUUCGAUCCCCGGUCGGGUCAUGAUGGAAAAUGAUCUUUUACUGAUUGGCCCGGGUCUUGGAUGUUUAUCUAGAUAUGUAUUUGUUAUAAAAUAUAGUAUCGUUGAGUUAGUAUCCCAUAACACAAGUCUCGAACUUACUUUGGGGCUAGCUCAAUCUGUGUGAUUCGUUGUAAUAUAUAAUAUUUUCUUAACAAUACUUGGCUUAUAUAUAUUUUAAAAAAAUAUUUAAUGUCUGCAAAUUAUCAAUGUAACUACUUAAUUUUCAAUAUAUUAAUUUUUGCACAUAUUUUCAGUACUAGUAUUUGUACUAAUCGUGGCAUGAAUAUACCUAUUUAUAUAUUUGACGAGAAUUGAAAUAUUUAACGAGAUUUCACAUGUAAAAAUAUAACAAACACAGGGUGUCAAAAGCGUAUAAAGUAUCUCAUAAUUUUUAAGCAAUAAAAUCGGCACCAGUGUCUCAUCAGUAUUGAUGAUCUGCUAAAUUGCUAAAUCUAUGUAUAAUAGUUAAUGAUCAUGGUUUUGUAUUUAUUUUUACGAAUUUGGUGCUCCGUUUUUACUUAAUAUUAUGGCAGUUAUCAGUAAUGCCGUUUUUACGUUUUUUUUUUUAAUUUUGUGUUGGAUAUCAAUACUUAAGUUUAGUUAUAAGUAGCAUGAAAUGCAAGACUUAGUAAAAUAUUGACAAUCUA